GCUUCGCCAUCUUCCCGGUCCCCCUCCUGCGCCAACAGGUUUAGUGAAGCCCGAAAUCCCGUUUCCAGAUUUCCCAGUAAUUCUCAAGGUCCUGGUUGCCCAUCUUCCUAAGAGCAGAGUUGUAUCUUCACAUGUCUCCAUGCUUUUUUCAGAAGAACAGAAAAUGAACAAAUCCCAGGGGUCACUGUCAUUUGGGGAUGUGACUGUGGACUUCUCCCAGGAGGAGUGGCAGCACCUGGACCCAGAUCAGAGGACCCUGUACAGGGAUGUGAUGCUGGAGAACUAUCACAACUUUGUCUCCAUUGGGUAUCUCAUUAAAAAGCCAGCAGUGAUCUUCAAGUUGGAAGAAGGAAAGGAACCAUGGAUAGUAGAGGAAGAACUUCUGUACCAGAACUACCACGAAGACAACAAAGUUCAUUACCUAACAGAGAGAAUCCAGAAAUACCAAGACAAAUAUUUGCCACAACUUUUAUUCAGCAACAAAAAACUGUCCUCAGAGAAAGUUUAUGCUUUAAGAAAAUUGUCUGAUAUGAGUACAAAUUGUGUUCUUUCAAGAAAAGUGCCCUUCAAAUAUGACUUAAAUGGAAUGAAUUUGGAAAAUAUUUUAAUAUCAAUUGGUAGUAAUAGAACUUCUUCAAGAAAAAAGCCUCACGUAUCAAAUGUAUAUGAGAAAUUACUUGAUAUUAAGCAGGCGAAACCUCAUACUGAAGAGAUUUCUUAUCAAAAUAAUCAAUAUGAGAAAGCCCUGAGUCAUAAGAAUGGUAUAAUUCAGCACUUAAAUACUCAGUCUUCAGAGAAGAUUUCAAAAUAUGGUGGUGGAAAGUCCAUAGGAAAAAAGACCACAAUAAUUCCACACAGGGAAACUGACACAAGAGAAAAACUCUGUGAAUAUAAUGGACAUGGAGAAACCUGUGAGAAGUUAACUCUUUUGAAAUGUUAUGGGGUCCACAUGGAAAUAAAACAAUAUGAAAGCAAUCAAGUUGAAAAUAAUUUCAAAAGGGUGUCACAUUUCACUCAAGUUGAGAAAAAACAGAGACAUCAGGAUCUCUUCAAAUGUAGUCAGUGUGAGAAAACAUUCAACUACAAGUCAAACCUCAUAGUGCAUCAGAGAACACACACAGGGGAGAAACCCCUUGAGUUUAAUUUAUAUAGGAAAACAAGUCACAAGUCAGCUGUCACGGAUUAUCAGUUAACACAUAUGGAGGAGAAACUUUAUAAAUGUCAUGAAUGUGGGAAGUCCUUUUGCAGGAAAUCCUCUCUCACUCGACAUGAGGGAAUGUAUAAAGGGGGGAAACCCCAUGAGUGUAAUGCAUGUGGAAAAACUUUCUGUAAGAAGUCAGCCUUCACUCAACAUCAGAAAACUCAUGCAGGAGAGAAACACUUCCAAUGUAAUGAACGCAGUAAGACUUUCCAUCGGCAGUCAGGCAUUAAGGUACUUCAGAGAAUCCACACAGGAGAGAAACGCUUCCAAUGUAAUGAAUGUGGCAAAACUUUCCAUUGGCAGUCAGAUGUUAAGCUACAUCAGAGAAUUCACACAGGAGAGAAACCCUUUCAGUGUAGUAAGUGUGACAAAACUUUCUAUCGACAGGCAGAUGUUAAUGCACAUCAGAGAAUUCACACAGGAGAGAAGCGCUAUCAGUGUAAUGAAUGUGGUAAAACUUUCUAUUGGCAGUCAGAUGUUCAUGCACAUCAAAGAACUCACACAGGAGAGAAACCCUUUCAAUGUAAUGAAUGUGGUAAAUCUUUUCAUCGGCAGUCAGAUGUUAAUGUUCAUCAGAGAACUCACACAGGAGAGAAACGCUUUCAGUGUAAGGAAUGUGGUAAAACUUUCUAUCGGCAGUCAGAUGUUAAUGCACAUCAGAGGAUUCACACGGGACAGAAACCCUUUCAGUGUAAGGAAUGUGGUAAAACUUUCUAUCGGCAGGCAGACGUUAAUGUGCAUCAGAGAACUCACACAGGAGAGAAACGCUUUCAAUGCAGGGAAUGUGGUAAAAAUUUCUAUCGGCAGUCAGAAGUUAAUGUACAUCAGAGAACUCACACAGGAGAGAAGCCCUUUCAGUGUAUUGAGUGUGGUAAAACUUUUUAUCGGCAGUCAGAUGUUAAUGCACAUCAGAGAAUUCACACAGGAGAGAAACCUUAUAAAUGUAAUGAAUGUGGGAAGUCCUUUUAUGAGAAGUCAUCCCUCACCCGACAUGAGAGAACUCACACAGGGGAAAAGCCCUAUGAAUGUAAUGAAUGUAGGAGAACCUUCUGCCAGAAGUCAGCCCUCACUCAACAUCAGAGAACUCACACAGGAGAUAGACCCUUUCAAUGCAAUGUAUGCGGUAAAACUUACCGUCAUCUGUCAGCCAUCAAUGUACAUCAGAGAACUCACACAGGAGUGAAACCUUUCCAGUGUAAUGACUGUGAGAAAUCUUUUCUUACAAAGUCGACUCUUACUAAUCAUCAGAGAACUCAUACAGGGGAAAAACCCUUUGAGUGUAAUGAAUGUGGGAAGAGUUUCCGUCAUAAAUCUACCCUCACUACCCAUCUGAGAAUUCACUCAGGAGAGAAGCCUUAUAAAUGCUGUGAAUGUGGAAAAACUUUCGGCCGGAAAUCAGCCCUUAGGAAUCAUCAAGGAAUUCACAUAGGGUAGAAACCCUAUAGCAGAAAAACUUGCUAUAUUUUUCACAAUACUCAUUUCUCUUUCUUUGUAGUUAACACAACUUGUCAAGAUUUUCUAGCCUUCUUUCCAUUCUUGUAAAGCCAUAUGACCUCUGAAUCAGAGUAUGAGCACACAUUCCAACCCUAUAGAAGACCUCAUUUGGGAUUUUUCCUAUUUCCAUUUUUCUUUCCUUAUUCAAGGGUAAUGGAGAUCACCCUCAGGGUAACUUGGGAGCUAGUUAUUAGAGAUUACAGAAUCACAAGGUGGAAGAAAUCAGGGUUCUGUGCAGAGUUCUGCCUUCUCUAACAUCACUUGUAAGUCUUGUCAUGAACCAGAAAGAAAUUUCAGUUUUGUUUGGCCAUUUAUGUAUAGGACUUUUUAUUGUCAUAGUAUAUGCUAGUCAUCUCUUAUCUCAUAUAUCUUAUGAAUGUAAUGAAGGUAUGAGAAAUGCUCUAUGUCAGAGAAUUCAUUAGGGGGGAAACUGUUCUCAUUAUCCUGCAUUUUAAUAAACUUCCAUCAAGAAACAUUUUGUAAAUCAGAAAUCUACAAAUGGAAACCCCCCAAAAUGAAUGUAGGAAAUUUUUCACAAAGAAGCUACAUCUGAUUAGUCAUCAGAUUAUUGAGAGUAGAAUAAAAGCUAAUAACUUGGAAAACAUUUCAAGAUUUGUUUAUUGGAGCAUACAUAACAAAAAAUUAUCAGUUUAGGAAGUGAAGAAAGCCUCCUCAUCUAGAAAUAAUCUUAUGCUAGAAGCAGUGUUUUGGAUGCAGCAGUAAAUAGCUUCUUAAUAAUCUAACACAAAAUAUUUAUCUGGCCGUUAUGCUCAACAAAGGAUAUGUAGUUUUCAGAAGGCACAAAUGAGUUGAGUCAUCAAAGUAACAGCACUAAGUGUCACAUAGUGACAUUCACUAUGUGAAUAAUCAUAGCCUCUGAGCUUUGUCAGAUUUAUACAUAUGAGUGUACUUUAUAACUGCUACUUUCUGAAUGCUUGAUUUUUGUUUUGGAAUCCAAAAUAGUUAGAGCAGGAACAAUGCACCCUUACCUAAAUAGUUUUUGUAACAUACACAACAAUUUCUGACACUAAAUACUCUUGUUGUUCCAUCAUAUACUUAGGCCUCAAUAGAUAUUUUUAAAAGAAACCUUGAACGCAUGAAAUGCUAUGUGUCAUAUGUGUUUUCUACUUUUUGGUGGCAUAUGUAAAUCUGUAUAGACAUUGUUAACCAACUAUUCUUUUAGUAAAUGAGCCCAGUAAUGACUAAUCAAGAUUUACUUGAAGUAUGCAAUGAUUCAGCAAACCAUUGUUUAUAGUACACAUCUGAAUUUUCAAAAUUGGCUUUGAACAGUAGUACUUAUUAUACUGUACAGAUUGAAAACAGGGCCCAUUGAAGACAUUUUCCCCAUUUUAUAUUUGUGCUAUGUCCAAACUAUAUGCUUAUGUAAGUUUUAAGUGUGAAGUGCAGAUUUUAUGUGAGCAAAAAACUAUCUACAUUUGUAUUUAGUGUGGUAGAAUGCCACAUUUUUCCUUCUACAAUUAUACACUUUUUUUCAAACAGGUUUUUCUAUGUCUUUCACUUAUUUGAGUGUUCUGUGUCAUGGUUUAAUCUCUUUGCCUCAAUUUCCUCAUCUGCAAAAUGGAGAUAAUAUUGUCUACCUCAUAGAUACUAAAUAGUUUGGAUCAGAGUUUUCUGUUAUUAGAACUAAAAGCAUUUAUGUUUAUAACUUGAACAUUAGAAAUAAAAAGAUUUGUCAUAAAAAAAAGAUUUGGGGAUCCCACGGUGGUGCAGCGGUUUGGCGCCUGCCUUUGGCCCAGGGCGCGAUCCUGGAGACCCGGGAUCAAAUCCCAUGUUGGGCUCCUGGUGCAUGGAGCCUGCUUCUCCCUCUGCCUAUGUCUGUGCCUCUCUCUCUCUCUCUCUCUCUGUGACUAUCAUAAAUAAAUAAAAAUUAAAAAAAAAGAUUUGUCAACCCAUAGUAUAAAAUGUAUUUCUGCUUCUUGAGUUGAUACAAGAAGAUUCUUAUUAGAACUUAGUAUUUUGUGUUUAAAACAUGAAACACGUAUUUAAAGUAAAUGGAAUAAUCUAUUGAUCUCUUUCUGUUGAUAGUUAAAUAUGUAAACUAAAGAUCCAACUUUGAUUUUUUUCCCAAAUGAGCAGACAACUGUCUUUCAAUUUUGAUUAUUUCACCCCUAUUUCACUGAUUUCAAACCACAGUUAUAUUGUAUACAGAGUUAUCUUUUGAUGUGGCUGUUAAGUCUCUAGGCCUUACAUUCCUUUCCUCAUUAUUCUGCUGGUCCACAAUCCAGGUGGGCCAACUAUAGGACACCACCCUCCUUCCCCACACUGAUUUUACUGCUGUUCAUUCUGCUUUUCGCCACUAUGUAUAAACUCAGUGAAUUUCAGUGAUUCCAGUAACAUUUUGUCACACCUCGCUUUGUGCCUUAUCCUGAACACUAUUGCUUUACUAAAACCAGCAUAAUGGUUUUGAAUUAUGUCCAUGUUUAUACAUGUAGCUCUUGUUAUUUUUAGCAUCUUCUACUCUGUUCUAUUAAAAUAAGUUAAUUCUGUUGAAAGGCAUCUUGUUUCUAAUUUUUCAUGAUUACAAACAUUACCAUUUUGGACAAUGUGUAUAUAUUUUAUGCAGAGUAGGGCUGAAUCUUCAACCCACAGUGAGAAAAACAUGUUAGUGACUCCCUAUAAAUACAAACAUUUGUUGAUUCAAUCAGCAUUUGUUAGUUACUUAUUAAAUAGAAGGCAAUGUACAACAGUGAAUGGGACAUAAAUUUUACUCUUCCUGAGAUUAAAUUCCAGUGAAACAUAUCAGGAUUGUCAGAAGACAGAAACCAUAACAAUGAUUUGAACGCACACAAUAUGAUACAAAGAAUUGUUAAACUUGGUGCACAAUUGUUCACAAAGGAUCUGAAAGGGGAAAAGGGAGCAGAGAGAAAUUGUGAAGAUAGCAGGAAUCUGAAAGUAAAAAAAAAAGUCAAAUGUAUCACUAAACAACUGCAGGAAGCAGCUACCAGCUCUAGGCUGGUCAAAUGAAGGGAACAGGGGAGGCAUCCCUCAGAGCUGAAGUGCAGCCCCCCCAAAAGGAACCUAUUCCAUUGAUGUCGGUAUCUGAGUCCAGAGGAGAGACCUCAUGGGAUUGGGGCCCAUUUUGGCCAGGGAGAGAGUGCUGGCUGCCUGGCACUGGUAUCUGAUGGGGCAUGAUGAAGCUGGUGUACAAGUGUUAGAAAACUGAAUUUAGCUGCUGCUCUCAGAAGGCCUACAUGCCUGCCUGGGUGAAGCAGCAUUGCUAAGAUGCUGACAGCACAAGAGGGAUGGGAAGCCCACAGGAAACAAACGGGAAGAAGCAUGUCCAUUUGCCCUCCAUCUUUGUGGUCCUCAAGUGUAUGCUGUUGGCCAAGCAUGACAGCUGGUAAAACAUAAGUGUGAUUAUAGUGGAGAACCUUGGCUGACCCAACCCAGUCAAGCAAUUGAAGUUAACAUAAAUAAUACUGACAUUUGGUAUUCAAUAGUAUUGAAUUUGUGUACCAUCUAAUAGGAUGCAAUGACAAUACAGCCAAAAGUGCACAACUGGAGUCUAAGCAGGAGGGAACCAUCAAACAAACUCCUUUUGAGGUGCACUCUUUAGAAUAAAUGGCUUGUAAUCUUCAAACAUAACAAGUUCAUGUAAGUCAAGAAAACUGAGAAAGUGUUCCAAGUUGAAAGAGACUGAAAGAAAUGGGAUAUUGUAAUGCAUCAUCCUGGAUUAAAUCAUUUUGCUGUGAAGGAAGUGAUUCAGAGAAUGGGUGAAACACGAAUGGGGUCUGAGGAUUAGGUGGUAGAUAUUAGUGUUUCCUGAUUUUGAUGAUUGAAAUGUGAUAUAUUCUCUUAACUAAAGCAUAUCG
Molecule: messenger RNA, 6528 nt
Organism: Nyctereutes procyonoides (raccoon dog)
Lineage: Eukaryota; Metazoa; Chordata; Mammalia; Carnivora; Canidae
Product: zinc finger protein ZFP2-like
Exons: 5
Coding region: 140-2635 (831 amino acids)
Biological process (GO): regulation of transcription by RNA polymerase II
Cellular component (GO): nucleus
Molecular function (GO): DNA-binding transcription factor activity, RNA polymerase II-specific; RNA polymerase II cis-regulatory region sequence-specific DNA binding
Source: RefSeq, a predicted model, not a curated record